CAAAACAAUUAGUUUUCAGACAAUUAGUAUUUACACCUGUCGCAGGUAUUCGAAAACCGAAAAGAUGGAGAAGUUACUAAUAGUUUUGGUGUUGAUCGUUAGUUUAUUUGGAUCAUGCCUGAGCAUACAGUGUCACCAGUGCGCCAUGGUGGGAGGCGACGACUGCGGGGACUACUACGACGGUGCAGCUAAUAGCGACAACAUUGACGAUUGCGGAGAUAAAGACACCCAUUGUGUCAAAUUCAAGACAAAAGUAUGGAUUGGAGACUCAGGUUACAUCAACGGCCGCUUGAGAGAGUCUGUGAUUGUCACACGUGGGUGCACUAGAGACCCAGGGUACGGUGACGGGUGUGAGGGUACCCAGGCCGCCGGGGGUCUCGUUAUCAAGUGUAGAUGUAGCACGGACGGCUGCAACAGCGCCAACUCCAUGUACAACCUUACGACCUUGACGACUACUGUCUUACUGUCCGUGGCGGUAGCUGCUUUCAACAAGAGAUAGCUAGAGACAUCACCGUUUCAUCAUGUCCAUAUAACGUCGUCGAUUUUAUGCAACGUGAUGAAAAAGACUCAUACGAAAAUACAAUGUGUGCCCAAUACCAAUCGCCUCCACUGGGAACAAUAACUGAAAACACCACUUGCCAAAAUUAGUGUGUUUGAAAUUAAAUUGUUUUUACAUAAACACUUACAGCCCCUUUGAUUUCAUUUUAGACCGAUGAAUUGCUUACUAACACAAAUAUAAUAAUUGCAACAAAACCAAAUUUUGCACAGUCGCAUGAAAUCGACAGACCAACUCUGUUGAUUUGUCUCAUAUUUUUGGACACCCGAAUAAAAAAGUUGUCCAACGAACGAUCAAUAUUUUGUUGUCACUUUUCGCUAUUUGUUUGGCCAGGGGGGACCCCUUGCUGGUAGAACAGCCAUGUAAUCAACAAGCGUGUGUAGUGAAAUUGACAUUUCACAUGUGCAACUCGCACACCUUGCUGUUCUACUAGCAAGUGGUUCCCCCUCCUACAAAA
Haliotis rubra (blacklip abalone) is the source of this 1013-nucleotide messenger RNA. RefSeq lists its product as uncharacterized. Gene Ontology annotation, biological process: sleep; regulation of synaptic transmission, cholinergic; positive regulation of voltage-gated potassium channel activity. The transcript is spliced from 3 exons. NCBI's taxonomy places the organism in Eukaryota, Metazoa, Mollusca, Gastropoda, Lepetellida, Haliotidae. Bases 65 to 499 code for a protein of 144 amino acids. The record is from RefSeq and is a predicted model, not a curated record.